CAGUUAUCAGUUGACGCUGAGGUGUGUGAUAACGAUUUGGUGGUACGGCUUACAUUUAUCAACACGCUCCCAAUUAGAGACGUGCAGUGAACCGAUAACUACUCAGUAAGAAUGAAGUUCAAACAUUCGAGUUUAUUGUGUGCAGCUGUGGUAUUAGUGGUGAUUCCUGCAGCAUUUGCCGAAAAUAUUCUAUUCCUACAAACACUUGCUUCUCGGAGCCACCAUAUUUGGAACAAACAAAUAUUCGAACGACUUUUUAACAAUGGACAUAACCUCACAAUCCUGUCGUUCGAAGAAGAAGAAUCCGUUCCUGGAAAAACGUUUCUGGUCGUUAAAGAUUUCAUGACGAAGCUAAUGGCAGAUUAUGAAGGAGACUGGGACUAUACAAUUGAACAAAGUCCGUUUGUGAAUAUCCAUUUCAUGUAUGACUUCUAUAAUAAAGCCAGUCGUUUGCUGACAAAAGAGGAAGCCGUUCUUAAGCUCUUGGAGUACCCCAAAACGUUCAAGUUUGAUUUGAUAAUCCAUGAUCUAACGAUGGGACAGUUCCUAUUAGGAUUCGUUGAACACUUUGGAAAUCCACCGUUGGUCUCCUUAACGGCCUUCAAUAUACCUUCACAUGUGACAACAAUGACGGAUGCUCCAUUAUUCACAACUUAUAUGCCACAUUACGCAUCCAAAUUUGAUAAUCAUAUGAACUUUAUCGAGCGAGUGAAAAAUAGCCUUUAUUGGGCUUUUGAUCUUUUUUAUCGCAACCGAAUCUACAUGACCAAUGAAGACAGGAGAGUUAAACAGAUAUUCGGUAAAAAUGCUACUUCGGUAAAACGGAUUGAACAGCGAUCGGAUGUAGUUUUGGUUAACAGUGACUACAGUAUGGAUUACUAUCAAGCCCUCCCACCGAAUGUCAUACCUGUGGGCGGAUUGCAUGUUGGCCGUCAAGAGAAAGUUCCACCGGUAGUGAAACAAUUCAUAGCACGCGCCAACAAAGGAGUCGUAUUACUCAGCUUCGGCACUAACGUUGCUUCUGAAAUGCUUGGUGACAAAACGAACGAAGAUAUUUUCAAAGUUUUUAGAAGCUUGCCCGACUAUGGAUUCAUUUGGAAACAUGGCAGUCCAGAAAAAUUGGGAGUAAUUCCUCCCAAUGUUCUAGUUAUGAAAUGGGUUCCACAAGCUGCAAUUCUCGCCCAUUCGAGGACCAAACUUUUGAUCAGUCACGGAGGGCUGCUUAGUCUGCAGGAAGCUUCAUGGCAUGGGGUUCCUGUUGUAGCCGUUCCAUUUUUCGUUGAUCAGUAUUCUAAUGCGGAGAAACUCGUCAAAGCAGGAGUUGGUGUGCAGCUUCUACCCAAAAAUAUCAACGAGGAAAGCUUUAAAGAGGCUAUUUUGCAAAUAUUGGACAAUCCCAGCUACCAUAAAAAAAUGAAAGAACGGUCUUACCGAUUCAAAGCACAACCGGAGCAUCCGCUAGACCGUGCAAUUUUUUGGAUUGAGAAAGUAUUGGAAAAUAAAGGCCUGAAUUAUCUUCGCUCGCCAGCGCUCGAUAUGAGCAUAUAUCAGAUCUAUGCCAUCGAUAUGGUGGCCUCUGUACUCUUUGUAGCGUUCUUGUAUUAUCUUAUCAUUCGCAGACAUAUCGGACGACCAGUGCCUCCUAAUAAGAGUAAACCAAAAAAAGAGUGAUUUAUAUUUUAUAUAUGGUCAUAAAACUGAAUAAAAUGAUAUUUUAU
Messenger RNA from Armigeres subalbatus, 1718 nucleotides. Its product is annotated as UDP-glycosyltransferase UGT5-like. Bases 112 to 1671 code for a protein of 519 amino acids. Lineage: Eukaryota; Metazoa; Arthropoda; Insecta; Diptera; Culicidae. The transcript is spliced from 2 exons. The record is from RefSeq and is a predicted model, not a curated record. Gene Ontology annotation, molecular function: UDP-glycosyltransferase activity.